Messenger RNA from Zootermopsis nevadensis, 3005 nucleotides. Its product is annotated as intraflagellar transport protein 74 homolog. Gene Ontology annotation, molecular function: beta-tubulin binding. Lineage: Eukaryota; Metazoa; Arthropoda; Insecta; Blattodea; Termopsidae. Gene Ontology annotation, cellular component: intraciliary transport particle B; cilium. The record is from RefSeq and is a predicted model, not a curated record. Gene Ontology annotation, biological process: intraciliary transport involved in cilium assembly; cilium assembly.
ACCAAUCAUGCAAGAUUCUCUCUGAAAAGCGAUGUAUCGAUUAUUUAAGAUGCGUGCCUUCUUCAAAAAAGAUGGUAUUAGGAUAAACACACUCAUUAGAUUACAAAUAUUGUUUUGCUGUUCGCUUGUUCAUGAAAUUAAAUGAAUGGAAGUUGAGAGGCCAGCAACAAGAGGUCAACAAGAACGACCAACAACUCGAUGGAGACGGGAAGAUGGGCCUAUGACAAGAGAUUCAGUAAAUACAUCCGAUAAUCGUUCUGACACAAGUGUACGAGAGCAUAGGGGUGAAGAGAGACCUGUUUCACGACGUGGGAUGAUGUCGAGACAGAGUCCUGUUAUGGAUGAGCGACCAUAUACUCAACAAAAUGCUCUGAGACCCAAGACUGCAAGUAGAAAUGCAACAAUGCGACCUCCUUCAGCCACAGCAUUUGCUACUGGUAAUGCAGUGAUACCAGGUACUGCACCACGUUUAUCUACAGCAAUGCUACAGCAGCCAAUACACCGAACAGGCACUUCAUUGACCUUAACAGGAGCACAGGUUAAUGUCAUUGAUCGCCCCAUCACCCAACAAGGACUUACUGGUCUUCGAACUGGCACCAGGGGACCACAAAUGAGACAGGUACAAGAUAAGAGGUACUUUGUAGGUCUCCUACAAAUGAAGAUUCGAGAAUUGUCACAAGAGAUUACACGCCUUUCAAGAGAAAUUGAUAGUCAAUCACGAGAGCAAGCAAAUUUUCUAGUCUAUGAUAAACGUGUAAAGGAAAUAGCUGCUGAACUUACAGAGUUGCAGGGCCAAUUGGCAGAUUACAACCUCGUAGUGGAUAAGGUAAACACUGACACUGAGAAAUCUGAAGUGGAUGCAGAAUGUGGGGAGCUGAAGGAACAAAAUGAUAAGGCAAUGACUCAGCUUGAACAGUUAUUUUCACAAAGGCAACAAAAAGAAUCACAGAUAGGUCAAUUGGAGAAGGAAAUAGAACAGGAACAAAACAUGACAGAGAACUUACUUAAGGCCAUGAGUUCCCCACUGAAGGAACAUUAUGAUGAACUACAGAAAACUAAUAAUCAGCUACAGCAGCAGAUGGAGACAUUACAACAGGAACUAGAUAGUCUUACUAACAAAAAAUUGAUUUUGGAAGAUCAGUUGUCAUUGUCUCAGAUUAAGCAAGAAGCAGUGCACCUACAUCAUAAAUUAAAAGAGGCUGAAGAGAGGAAAGCAUCUCUCCUGGAGGAAGAAAGGACACGAUCCACACCAGCCCAGGAGCGGGAACAGUUACUGCAGAGGGUUAAGGAUGACAAUAUUGAAAUUGCAACCAUGGAACGACAUAAUUAGCAAAUUGAGCAGGAUUUGGAUGAAAGCCAGAGUGAACGUCAUCAAAAGUAUCGAGAGCUUCGUCGAAGAGAGGAAACCAUGGAACAGUUCUUGUCAACUUUUGAUGACAGUCGUGAUCAAGAAAUGACUCGUAUUGGGCAGCUAGAAUUGGGCAUUGUAACAGCUUUACAACAAAUAAGCCAUAAUUUGGCUCAUUCUGGACAUCUUCCCAGUGUAGAUGACUUUGCAACAAUGAAGGACAAUUUGGCAUUUAAAGAAGGGGAACUUGAAAAGUCCCGAAAAACUGUAGAAGGCUUAGCAAAAGAGCAACAACAACUACGGCAAAACUUGCAGAAGGUUGAAGCUCUUGAAGAAAAAAUUAAAGCUGAGAUGGAGACUCUGAGGAAACGUAUGGCCACCAUGCAAGGAGAAAUGGGAACACUGUCAGACUUAAAUUCUCUACGAGACAAUGCUCAGGAGAAACGUAUGCUGUUGGACAAGGAAAGAAAAAUUCUCCUUAAUUUAAAAGGACCAGCUCAGCUUACACUUGUAGAAGCGCAAAUGAAACAUGAAAAUCUUCAGAAACGACUGAAUGAAAAUGAAACAUAUGCUCAGCUCACUAACCUGGAACGGAAGUUGGCCCAAGUGGAGCAGAAUAAUUAUAAUAUUCAAGAAUUUAUUGCAUGUAAGAAAUCAGAAACAGACUAUGAACCACUAAAAGACAAGGUAUACAAACUUGCUCAGGAUUACAAUAAUAUUAUAAAGGAUAAUAUAAGAAAAGAGGGUGUAGUUUAAAAUAAUUUAUUAAUUUUAAAGUCUUUUAAGUACCUCACUACCAUAGAUUGGAGGGAAACAAGUUAUUUUAUUGCACCACUUAAAUGGUUAUAAAGUUAAAAAUGCAACUUUUGCACAAAAUCAGUGCUAUUGAUCUCAUAUGUGCCUGAUGGAAUCUAGUCAUAUAAGAAAAAGGGAUUGUUUUAACAUGUCAAGCACAUCAUCAUCACCACAGUUUAUAAAACUGUAUGGGUAUUCAUAAUUUUUAAGAUUAUGAUGUUUGAGAUUUCAGAGUCUCAUGGUAGUGGGUAUGAAGGUGGCUGUCUUUUGGGAUGUUGUAGAAAAUGUCUGAUAUUUCAUUGUCCUAAUGAUGAAAGCAGUUAGCACUUCUGAAAUGUUUUGUCAGUUUGUAUGAGGGUACAUGGCAAAACAUCCCAGGAGACUGUUACCAUUAUGUGAUAAUUUGUUUACAUGUUAUUUUGCACUGUCUGUGAUCAUUACACACCAACCAAGGUUUUAAAACUUUUAAUGCAGCAAAAAUUAUAAAUUUUCAUCUUGCACUCCUUGCCAUAUUUUAAGACUAGCAUUAUUUCAGGCUUAAAUCACAUAAGGUGCCAACACUUGCAAGGCUUAGACAGAAAACUUUCAUAGUGAAGAAAAAUUCUUUUCCUGAUAAUACAAAACAAUCAUUUGCUCCAUCAGGCUUCACAUUCAAACCUUGUAGUCAUAAGAUAAGCCUCAUACGAUAACAGUUAAAUUAAAAAAGUAAAAAAAAAUAUCCACUGAUUAAUGCUGUAUAGAGAUUGUGUUCUGUUUUCUUGCUGAAAGAAAUGUUUAAAUCAUAAAUGUCAAAUAUUAAUUGUAUAGGCUGUUUUUCAUUUAUAGAAUCUGACAUGCAAUAAAAUGUUGGUUGUGUGCAAAG